AUGUCCGUUGCAAGACGCACUACUUUGAAUUUGACUGGGCUCCUAACACUUUCCAGGAAACUCCUUGCCAAGCAGAUUGUGGACGCUGAAAGUCGAGAUUCUUUUGAUAGCCUGACAGAGGUCGCAUUUCAUUGGCGGCGUGAGUUGCUGCCACAUGGCUGCCCUUGUGCGCUGGUUGUCGCUUGCGCGUGGCGGCAUGCCGCAUAUGCGCACAGUCUUGAGAACGGCUUGACGCAAGACGCUUUCCUUACGACUUUUCACAACAUGGGCAAGCAAGAACACAUUCUGGCAGAAGCUUUGCAGACUUGUCCAUGGGAGGAGGCCAGACAAUGGCCAGUGGAACAGGCCAUGCACAUGUACCAAACCAUCAUGGGGCUACUGAACAUGCGUGUGAAAGAAGUGGUGGAGUGGGCUGAAGGUUGGGGCAAAGAAGAAAUCACUGACGAGCAGCAUUCGGCUGCAUUAGCGGAUGCCUCGGCCGUGUUUGGGUCACUGGGUCUCGAGUGGUGGCCUUCCCGUGGGACACUGAUUGCCCUGCUGCGUCAUGGGAAGCGCAGCGGGUUGCUGUCAAACGGCAGGGUGGACGUAGUGGAUCAUGACGUUGAUGUGAUGGUCGGAUUGGCAUCUCAUCGUGACUGGCCGAACUUUCACAGCUCCGUUCAGCAGAUGCUUGUGCAACGGGGUUGGCACAAUUGCGUGGAGUGGUAUUCGACCAGCGCAACACAGCGUUCCUCAGGUUCUCUGGCACAUGGGCUGUCCCGAACAGACCUGCUCAUGUGCACAAGGAAGAAUCCCAAAGUUUCUCUCGACAUCGCAACAUACAUCACCGAAGGUUCCGUUGCCUAUGCCCAGAAAUAUUGUGUUGCCGGCCACGGCAUUUCUGGAUGCUGGUAUCCCCAUGAGGGGACUCUGUACCAAGGCUUGGGAAAGUUGCGGACAUCUGCAAUCAGGCCACUUGGCCGCUGUAAAGCCGGCUCCAUCUCGGUUCCCUGCCCCAGGAAGCCGAUGGAGAUCCUGAAAGCGGUGCUGCCUGUGGACAGCAAUGCGAGCUGCCUAGCUCUGCCGGAUAUCGAGAAGCGGAGGCAACGCCAAACACGAGGCCGAGAAGGGCAACUUUUUCGAGAACUCACCCAGGAGGAC
This is a messenger RNA of Symbiodinium pilosum, 1140 nucleotides long. The record is from the annotation of a GenBank genome assembly. NCBI's taxonomy places the organism in Eukaryota, Dinophyceae, Suessiales, Symbiodiniaceae.